UGGCUGUCGGCGCAUAAUAGAGAAUGAGUCCCUGAUGAGUUCCUGCCUAUAGGCAUUAUUUUUUUGACGUCGGUGACGACCACCGGCACCCACUUGCACACGGUGACUGCACCACUCCUUGUACUUGCCGUUGGACCAGCUUUUGUUGUUUAGUGUGGGAAACAAUGAGCAAACUUCUAGCAUUUUUCAAAUCCAAGAAUAUAGAACGCAAGUUUUCUCGCCUCGGGGAUGGCCACCGAUUGGGAGAAACUUCUUCGUCAGAAUCACCUGUGGUGUCGCAACCAUAUGUGCCACCGGUGCGUGCGAAAGCGGAGCCUUCAGAAGGUGCAAUUAAAGCAGCUGAAGCUGCUAUGGAGCGAAUGAACCGUCAGAAAAAACCAGAAGUACUGUUUUGGUGCCCCGAAUUAUUUGGUGACUCCGUAAUUGGUUCACGGGACGAAGUUGACCGUGCUAUCAACGAUUACCUUGUCUCGGAGUCCAGUGCCAACUUGUCCGAAGCAGCCACCCUAAUGCUCAUUCGUGGUUUGGAAAGUUGCAAGCCUCCACUCAUGCCUGACGUUCCAAUCUCUGAGCAGCCUACGACCUCCGAAUGGCGCGAGAAACGAAAACAGAAUUUUGCACGGAUUUUAAACAAUCUUAUUCAAACUCCAGACAAUCCAACUUUUCGACGACUACGGGUUGGAAAUCAAUUGGUUCGUGACCUGAUGGCUGUUGAGGGUGCAGAGUUAUUUUUCCGUGCCUGCAACUUCACAACACAGUCCCUGCGACCCCCCACAUCAGACUCUGCGUCUCCAGCAGAAGAGGAACCAUAUCUCGUAAUAACCGAGGAAGCUGCACGGGAGGCUGAACACCUGCAACGCAUGUUGGAGCUGUUAAAUACAGCGGAACCUAUCAUGCCUGAGUUGUACCGUGAUACCAAGGUAUUUCGUGUGUCCGGCACCACUCCAGCCAUCCUAAGUCGUGACCACUUGCCGGACGAUUUUUUCUAUCAGACCAAAGAAGAGGCGAAGCGUUCCUUGGAGCAACAGCAACGCAUAAUUGAAGAGAGUGGCAUGCUUAUGACCAAGGCUAUGCGUGAGCGACUCAGAGUGCAGGAAGUUCGACUUUUUCGGUACGCACUGAUUCGUGUGCGUUUUCCGGGGAAUAUAAUGAUACAGGGUACAUUUUGCGCAAGUGACACUCUUGGAAAAUUACGCUCAUGGAUCACAGACUGUUUGGCUGACCCAACCACUGAGUACCAGUUGUGGGCACCUCCAGGCACCGUAUCCGCCAUACGAUCAAACGUUCCACCGACCGCUCGGGCCGAACUGACAAACAACGCAGCAACCUUGACCGAGUUGGGUCUCGCCCCCUGUAGCGUUCUCAAUUUAUCGGUGUCUUCGUCUUCGGCCACGUCAACCCAACUACCCGAGUUAUUGCGUGAAGAUUUGUUAUCUAAUGCGUCUACUCUUUAAUGAGGACGUUUACCGUAACGGGCGCCUUUCCAACUGUCUGUCUCUGGGUAUAUCUCAAUGUAUCCUUAUAAUUCUCUUGCCUGUAUAUGGCAAUACUGUGAUAUUAUUGAAUUGGCGAAUGUUUCACUUGUGCUGACCAUUUUUCCAAAUGGGGUGCACGAAUAAAACAAAUCCGAUCACUUUAUCUACCGGAUAGUUGGCUGAUUUUAUCAGAAGAGAAUUCCAUUAUCCUGCUUCUGGUGGAAAAUACAAAAAACAAAAUGAAC
Molecule: messenger RNA, 1720 nt
Organism: Opisthorchis viverrini
Lineage: Eukaryota; Metazoa; Platyhelminthes; Trematoda; Opisthorchiida; Opisthorchiidae
Exons: 6
Coding region: 165-1454 (429 amino acids)
Cellular component (GO): cytoplasm
Molecular function (GO): protein binding
Source: RefSeq, a predicted model, not a curated record